Onychomys torridus (southern grasshopper mouse) is the source of this 1089-nucleotide messenger RNA. RefSeq names its product olfactory receptor 10T2-like. Gene Ontology annotation, biological process: G protein-coupled receptor signaling pathway. The transcript is spliced from 2 exons. The record is from RefSeq and is a predicted model, not a curated record. The coding region runs from base 1 to 1089 and encodes 362 amino acids. Lineage: Eukaryota; Metazoa; Chordata; Mammalia; Rodentia; Cricetidae. Gene Ontology annotation, molecular function: G protein-coupled receptor activity; olfactory receptor activity. Gene Ontology annotation, cellular component: membrane.
AUGGCUGAGCACAAAAAGGCACUUCCUGUGCAAAUUAGAGGAAACCAGUUCCCUAAAAAGUUGUCCUCUGGCCUCCAAAGGUUGCCUUGGCUGGUGCAUCGCUACCACAGUGAUGGUGAGGAUGGAAAUGACCUGGCUCCUGAGAAGCAGCAGGACAAUGGGACCUGGCUGGUGACAGAGUUCGUGCUGGUGGGAUUCUCCAACCUCCCAGAACUGAGGUCCACUCUCUUCACCUUGUUCCUCCUCACCUACCUGGUCACACUCAGUGGCAACGCCACCAUCAUCACCAUCAUCCAGGUGGACCGCACCCUCCACACUCCCAUGUACCGCUUCCUGGCUGUACUUUCCCUCUCUGAGACCUGCUACACACUGGUCACCAUCCCCAAUAUGCUGGCCCAUCUGCUGAUGGAGAGCCAGGCCAUCUCCAUCGCGGGCUGUCGGGCCCAGAUGUUCUUCUUCUUGGGCUUGGGAUGCAGCCACUGUUUCCUGCUUACACUGAUGGGCUAUGACAGGUAUGUGGCCAUCUGCCAUCCCUUGCGCUACUCUGUGAUCAUGAGACCCACCAUUUGCCUGUGUCUGGGAGCCUUGGUUUUCUGCUCUGGUUUCUCUGUGGCCUUGGUCGAAACCUGCAUGAUCUUCUCCUCGCCCUUCUGCGGCACAGGCCGCGUGGAACACUUCUUCUGUGACAUCGCGCCUGUGCUGAAGCUCAGCUGUGCCGAGAGCUCGCACAAGGCGCUUGGCAUCUUCUUCCUGAGCAUCCUGGUGGUGCUGUUCUCCUUCCUCCUCAUCCUCCUCUCCUACGCCUUCAUCGUGGCAGCCAUCGUGAGGAUCCCUUCAGCCGCGGGCAGGCACAAAGCCUUCUCCACCUGCGCGGCCCACCUCACAGUGGUCAUAGUGCAUUUUGGCUGUGCCUCCAUCAUCUACCUGCGGCCAGACUCUGGGGCCAAUCCCUCCCAGGACCGCCUGGUGGCGGUGUUCUACACGGUGGUGACGCCGUUGCUGAACCCUGUGGUCUACACCCUGAGGAACAAGGAGGUGAGGGUGGCCCUGAAGAAGAGCCUCGCAAGGGGCUGCGGAGUAUUUAAGUAA